Phytophthora infestans T30-4 is the source of this 675-nucleotide messenger RNA. RefSeq lists its product as uncharacterized. The record is from RefSeq and is a predicted model, not a curated record. Gene Ontology annotation, molecular function: protein binding. NCBI's taxonomy places the organism in Eukaryota, Oomycota, Peronosporomycetes, Peronosporales, Peronosporaceae. The transcript is spliced from 3 exons. Bases 1 to 675 code for a protein of 224 amino acids.
AUGAGUCUCAAGAGACCGCAGCAUUCCAUGGACGAAACCAGCAGUACAACCACGAGCAAGAGUCGACGUAGCCGCCGUACACUGCACAAAUCCGACUCGUGUUCGUCUACAUCUUCGUCUGAGGCUUCGCUUCCGCUAGCCUCUGCACCACGCACCGUUGAGAUCAUGUGGGGCGGGCGCACUACACCGGGCUUCACACUUAAGCGCAAGCGCACAGGCGCUAUCCUCGUUAGCACCGUGACGCGCGAGACGCAAGUUGCUACGACACUCAAGGUCGGCAGCGAGUUAAGACUCGUAGGUGGCUUCCCGGUUAACCGUCUCACACUACAGGACGUUAAGAAGGUCAUGCUUUUGGCCCCCAAGCCUGUGAGUCUCGUGUUCGUGAACGCGGACGACGUGUCGCUGGCGUCCACAACGCUGUCCAGUGCCAGCUUACGACGUAGCGUGAGUAUGGACAUAAACAACCUCAAAGAGGAACACGCCGCUGAAAGCGACAGCGACAACUCGACCAACUCAGCGCCAGCAUUCUACAGCACACCGUCGGAAAGCAACAAGUCUAAGAAGCGCAAAGUCUCCAAGCUUCAAGUGGCUUUGGAUCGAGUCAACCAGCUGUUGAACCGUCCGGUGCGCCAAGCAGGCCUGCACAUCGCCGCUGGCAAGAGCAUCGUCGUGUAG